This is a messenger RNA of Sphaerulina musiva SO2202, 586 nucleotides long. Its product is annotated as carbohydrate-binding module family 14 protein. The transcript is spliced from 2 exons. Gene Ontology annotation, cellular component: extracellular region. Lineage: Eukaryota; Fungi; Ascomycota; Dothideomycetes; Mycosphaerellales; Mycosphaerellaceae. The record is from RefSeq and is a predicted model, not a curated record. Gene Ontology annotation, molecular function: chitin binding. Bases 4 to 213 code for a protein of 69 amino acids.
GAUAUGAUGAAUACGAAGUGCUUGGGCCCCAAAGACUGCCUCUACCCAGACGACAACAACUGCGCAGGAUUUCUCCACUGUCAACCUUUGGAUGGCUACCAGACGGGAAUUGCGUAUCGUAUGGAUUGUCCGGUCGGACUGAGGUGGAACGAUAACGCCAAGUGGUGUGAUUACCCGGCUAAUGCGACUUGUACGCCUCAUGAGGUUUAUUAAAUGGUGGGAAGGCGGGCCGGUGGAAGAAAAGGGGGGAAGAUGAGUGUGGGAAGGCGGGUUAGGUUUAUCCCCUUUUCCCUUUCUUCGCUUUUCAACAACAAUCAGCAUCAUCAUCAUCUCACGGCAUCGAAUAAUUCCUCUCUCCCCCUCAAAAGGGUAGCACGGCUUUUCAACGACAUCAUACUCGAGCUCGCGUGGCGUUGGAAAAGAUCCAAAACUUCCAACUUUCACCCAUGGUGAGGAGGGAGUGAGGGCGGGAGAAAGGGAGUGAAUCGUCUUUCCCUUCCUGAAAAAAACAGGAGAGGCGAAGGAAUGAAAGGAUUACGAUAACAUCAUUUAUAAAAGACAGUUAUAGAUUCCAUGGACAGACGGC